This is a messenger RNA of Lampris incognitus (smalleye Pacific opah), 4889 nucleotides long. RefSeq names its product protein kinase, cAMP-dependent, catalytic, alpha, genome duplicate a (gene prkacaa). The transcript is spliced from 10 exons. Gene Ontology annotation, molecular function: protein kinase A regulatory subunit binding; cAMP-dependent protein kinase activity; ATP binding. Lineage: Eukaryota; Metazoa; Chordata; Actinopteri; Lampriformes; Lampridae. Gene Ontology annotation, biological process: peptidyl-serine phosphorylation. Gene Ontology annotation, cellular component: nucleus; cAMP-dependent protein kinase complex. Bases 739 to 1794 code for a protein of 351 amino acids. The record is from RefSeq and is a predicted model, not a curated record.
GUUUGAGGAUUAAUGGAGAGAGGCUGUUGACUUCAGGAAUCGAAUACCAACAAGCUAGAUGGUCGCCCAAGCGCAAUCAUCGGACUUGACGUUUGGUAUAUAAACAAGGGAAUUUCUAUUGAUUUGGAAAUAACCAACGGCACCAGAAACGGUCAGAAAGCGAUUUUGUUCGCCAGAUCUAAAUUAUAAAGGCCUGGCUUGCACAGAGAUAGCACUUGGCUAGCUCGCUAAGUUGUGACAGGCCGAGCAAGCGAUAGUAACGGGAGACUGACGGGUAGCAUUAGCUGCUAGCUAGCUCGCUGACGUUCGUUGCAAGGAAGAAUCGGCUUCGACAUUCUGCCUGAUGUUCCGGGCAGAAUCUGGGAAAGACAAGCCAUCAAAGGAAAUUAAGGAGAAGCGACUGAUUGGCCGUCGGCUUUUGGGGGAACUAAGCAAGGUUCUUUGCUAACAUUAACUGGGCAGCUAUCCCGGAUUCGUCAAGAAUUAGCUUGCUAGCCUAGCUAACCAAGAAGGUUAGCUCUGGACUUGGAUACUCUUACUCGGCUGGAGUUUCCGAAACGACGCAAGGAAAAGCUGCUGAGGAAAAAUAUAUUGACAAUUGUGAGACGAUAAUGAUAGCUGUUAGCUAGUUGUUAGCUAGCAGCUUAAUCCACCCAGCGACAGCGGUAUCACUUAACAGCAAACAGGUUCGCAAAGGAAAACUCAGCCCGAGCCCGGGGACUCCAUCAGCCUGCAAUCAUGGGCAACACGCCCACCGCCAAGAAGGGCAACGAGAUGGAGAGUGUGAAGGAGUUUCUUGCCAAAGCUAAAGAAGAUUUCCUCAAGAAAUGGGAGAAUCCAGCACAGCAAACUGCAGGAUUGGAGCACUUUGAUCGUCUGAAGACCUUAGGCACCGGUUCGUUUGGUCGGGUCAUGCUUGUGAAGCACAAAGAGACUGGCCAGCAUUUUGCGAUGAAAAUUCUUGACAAGCAGAAGGUGGUGAAGCUAAAACAGAUUGAACACACUCUGAAUGAGAAACGCAUUCUGCAAGCUGUCAACUUUCCCUUCCUGGUGCGAUUGGAACACUCUUUCAAGGACAAUACCAAUCUCUAUAUGAUAAUGGAGUACGUACCUGGCGGUGAGAUGUUUUCUCACUUACGGAGAAUCGGCAGAUUUAGUGAACCACAUGCCCGCUUCUACGCAGCCCAGAUUGUGCUGACCUUCGAAUACCUUCACUCACUGGAUCUCAUCUACCGAGACCUUAAGCCAGAAAAUCUGCUCAUCGACCAGCAGGGCUACAUACAGGUAACAGAUUUUGGCUUUGCAAAAAGAGUGAAAGGCAGAACCUGGACACUUUGCGGGACCCCCGAGUACCUGGCUCCAGAAAUCAUCCUUAGUAAAGGUUAUAAUAAAGCAGUGGAUUGGUGGGCCCUGGGAGUGCUGAUUUAUGAGAUGGCUGCAGGCUACCCCCCCUUCUUUGCAGACCAGCCUAUACAGAUAUAUGAAAAAAUCGUAUCGGGGAAGGUUCGCUUCCCUUCACACUUUAGUUCAGAUCUGAAGGACCUUCUGAGAAAUCUGCUGCAGGUGGACUUGACCAAGCGCUUUGGAAACCUCAGAAAUGGAGUGAAUGAUAUCAAGGGGCACAAGUGGUUUGCAACCACCGACUGGAUCGCCAUUUACCAGCGAAAGGUGGAGGCUCCCUUCAUCCCUAAGUGCAAAGGCCCUGGUGACACAAGCAACUUUGAUGACUAUGAGGAAGAAGAAAUCAGAGUCUCCUUCACAGAGAAGUGUGGAAAGGAGUUUGCAGAGUUCUAGUUCCAACAAGCUGUAGUGAAAAGAGACAGGGAUUUAGAAAGGAUACAGGGGGUCUGAUGAAAGAAAAAAAGCAGGAGUUGGAGUGGACUUCUAACUUGCUUAUUUGUAAUGACAGCAACCGUGUAACCCACUCACACACAUACAUGCGCACGCACGCACGCACGCAUCCACACAAACAAACACACAUGCACACACCCCUCUAUGGAGAGAUGUACAAAAGCAAAGGAAGAUCCAACAGAAUGAGCAGCGUUGCCUUUUCAGAUUGUCCCAACUGUAAGCUAUUCAUUUUAAUUUAGCCCUCUUGUGUUAGUGGCAGGGGUUCGAGGAGAAGGGGUCACUGGCCCUUGCUCUUCAGCGAGAUUUGGAUCUUUUUCAAGAAGUAGUGACACAUUUUCAGUCUUAGCAAGUUGAGGCAGCAGUAUGCUCUUAAGGUACUGAAUCUGCUAGGCUUCCUCUGAAUGAGUCUUUUCCACAAGCGUCUCAGAAAGUGAUUGACGUAUCUCAUCACCCUAACCCCUCAUAUCUCUCCAUCCCAAAUCUGUCCAAGCAAUACGAAGUCCAACAGACGUGCCUAUCAUAACGCCAACUGGUUGCAAAUCUGCGUUAGAGCGUCAGUGCAGAGCUGUCUGUGGCUGUGGUGGCAUUAGCCCUGGUGCCCACUUUGGUCAUAAGCUUGACGCACUCUGCACUUGCCUUUGCUCGAUGUGGCAUGAUUAUUGGGUAGAAGACUCCCUUACUGCUUACAGGUUCAGGCAGUGGCGACCUCUUUGAUCAGAGUGAAAAUUAUUUAUCAUAUUAAACCUCAUCUAGGUCUUACUAUUUAGGACCUGUGAGCAAUGAUGUUCAUGAGCUCUGCAUUUAGGUCUCUUUCUCUUGACUGAAUUUAUAAGACCAUUUUAAAGCCCUUUUGAAGACCGUUCUGUCCUUUCACGUCAGUCUCUGUGCUUGUGUGUUGUUUAGUGCUCAUGGGUGGGUUAAAGAGAUGUAAUUUGGCAGCAACUAACAUGGUCACACACUCCUGAUUGUCAAUUUAUUUGAACAUUUAUACAUGUAUAUUAAUUUUAUUAUAUAUAUAUAUAUUUAUAUAUAUAUAUGUAUGUGUGUAUAUAUAUAUAUAUAUAUAUAUAUAUAUAUAUAUUGGUAGCAGUGGAAUGUUCAUUUUUUCAACAUUGUCUCAUAGAUAUGAAACUGAAAUUAAGAUUAAAUAAAACAGCAGAUAAGAAUUUUGCCAAAUUUGCAAAAUGGGGACGUUGCAAAGUUUCGCUACCACUUUGAUGAUGGUGGAUUUUAAUACGCAAAAAAAAAGAAGAAAAAAAAAGUAGCAAAACUUUUCAGCAAAUUGUGCAUGUUAUUUUUGUACAAUGUCACUUUUAAAGAGAGAUGACUGAGCAUUAAGCUUUAUUUGGGUAGAGGUACCUAAGAUUGUGGGUGAUGCAGUGACUGUUGAAGUGGACUCUCAGCUGCCCGUAUUUGGAAGCUAGAACAAGCCCUGGUUUCGUCUCAGAGAUCCUGAGUUUCUGGGGGGUUUUGUUCAGUGUUGAUUUGCAGUGAGGACUAUUGCCUAUAAAUGUCAAUUGACUAGUUUAACUCACCUUGACUAUUGAUUUUGUUUCUUCUUCUUGUAUACACCCUUAUGUAACAGCUUCAAAUAGACCUAAAGUCCAACCAAACUUUUCAGGACUGUUAAAUUAGGAUGGUUUGUUUUUGUUGUUUUGUUUCAGCUUUCUACAUAAUAAAUUGUACUAAGGAGGCUAUUGUAAAGCUAGCCCAUGUUUUCAUUGUUCCAAAUUUUAUCUGUAUGGAUGCAAGACAAUCACAGACCAGAUUUGAUGGCUGUUUUGUUGGCUUAACACAUUGUCUUGGUUUGAUGAAGGAUGUGUGCUUUCGCUCCCGCCCCACUGAAGCCCUAAGUGCAAGGCCUUGUCCAUCUUGUCCCAAUGCUUUUCUGUUGAUUGUUUGCUGCGCACCAUUUUGUCACAAGUUCUCACAUUAUUACUUAUUACAGAGUGUUCUCUGGUAUAAAUGAUUGCGUUAGACCCAAGUCAUUAUUUUGGCAGUCUCGUGAUGUUAAGAAGAUAAAAUGCGGGAUGUCUUGUGGUUGUCUUGGGGAUGGAUGUCUGAUGGAGAUGUUCAUGGGGGGGGGGGGAGUGUCUCGAUGCCGUUUUGUUUUUGUUUUUUUGAAAAGUGCGACGUGUAUUUCUUACAAUUCGUGUCUCUCAGAGGAACCCGGUUUUUCUUGCAUGUGGAAAACGGAAGGACGGCGAGUGAAUCCCCAGGACCUGCAGUAGGAUGGAGGAGCCACCAUGACCUACAGGCCACGUCCGUUUCACUAGUCUGAUGGCCGUGUGUCCACUGACUUGUCUCGGCAGACGGACGGGCCUGUCUCAGUCUUUAGUGUGAACACUGAAGCACACGCCACCCUUCUCGAAGCUCAUAUUUGUAAGGUUAAUGCUGACGCUUGCAUUAUUUGGGACUUACAGAUGGUGAUGUAAUGCUUUUGAAGAGAGCACAUAUAAUAUCCUUGGUCUUUGGUUUAUGAUACGACAAAACGCCGAGUCGGUGUCGGGCAGGUAGAAGGCAAAGCCUGACACUGAGGUCAUAGUAUUGCGUUUUUUUUGUACACAACCUCAUGUCAGUUUUUUCUUUUCUUUUUUUAACAACCCCAUUUUAUCAGAUUAACAGGAUCAGCUGCUCUUUUUUUAACUUUUUUUCUCUCUCGCUUUUUUUCUCCUUUGUUUGCCUUCUGUUCACAAUCACUUUCAGUAUGCUCUUCUUUCAGACAUUACAAUUUUUACAUGCAUCUGGGAUGUUAUUUUGUGUUCAAAAAUUUCUAAUUGUAUUUUCAACAAAAAAAAAGCAAACAAAAAACCAUGAAUCUCUUUUCUCCUGACCUGGGUACAGUGUUUAGGUAGACUAUUGUACCUUUUGGGAAAUAAUACUGUAUAUCUCUCUCUGCCUUUGACAGUCUUAACUAUCUUACCCUCUGGACAACUUGACAGAUACCCUUAGAACACAAUGAGUAUGUUUAAAAAAAUACAUAAAGUAAUAUUUUGCAAAAUGUAUCAUUCCAAUAAAGUUUUACUUGUUAAGACUAA